AUGGCAAAAGAUCUCCCUGGAGGACAUUUCACUCGAAGAAGGGAUGUUAACUCACAGUCUCUACUAGAAAAUACUUGCAACAACAAACGUCUGGACCUUGUCUUCAUCAUUGACAGCUCUCGCAGUGUACGUCCUUACGACUUUGAAAAAGUGAAGGAGUUUAUUUUAACCAUCUUGCAGUUUCUGGACAUCAAUCCUGAUGCCACCCGAGUAGGUCUGAUUCAGUACGGCAGCACAGUCAAACAUGAGUUCUCGCUGAAGACAUUCAGGAGGAAGCAGGAUAUUGAAAGAGCAGUGAAGAGGAUGAUGCACCUGGCAACUGGCACCAUGACUGGACUGGCUAUUCAGUAUGCAGUGAACAUCGCAUUUUCAGAGUCAGAAGGAGCUCGACCUCUGAAGCAGAAUGUGCCCCGAAUUAUCAUGAUAGUGACGGAUGGGAGACCUCAGGAUCCAGUGGCAGAGAUUGCUGCAAAAGCUCGUAACUCGGGUAUCCUGAUUUUUGCCAUCGGAGUGGGAAGAGUAGAUAUGAACACGCUGAAGUCCAUUGGGAGUGAGCCACAUGAAGAGCAUGUGUUUCUGGUUGCUAAUUUCAGUCAGAUUGAAACGCUGACCUCUGCCUUCCAGACUAAACUUUGUGUGCCCCAUAUGUGCAGUACAGUUGAGCAUCGCUGUGAUCACUUCUGCAUAAACACCCCUGGCUCCUAUGUAUGCAAAUGUAAACAAGGAUACAUUCUGAAUGCUGACCAGAAGACUUGCAGCACUCAGGACCUUUGUGCUGUGGAGAAACAUGCCUGUGAGCAGAUUUGCGUGAACACACCUGGGUCUUACGUCUGUCAGUGUUAUGAAGGGUAUGAGCUUGAUGCAAAUGGAAAGAAUUGUGUCGUUGUAGACUACUGUGCUUUGGAUAACCAAGGUUGCCAACAUGAAUGUGUUAACACUGAGGAGUCCUAUUACUGUCGAUGCCACCCAGGGUUCAUUUUAAAUCCAGACAAAAGAACUUGCAGAAGACCAGACUAUUGUGCUCUUCAAGACCAUGGCUGUGAACAGGAAUGUGUUAAUACAGAUGAUUCCUACUUUUGUCAAUGCCAAGAGGGGUUUAGACUUAAUCCAGAUAAGAAAACAUGCAAAAAAGUAAACUUCUGUGCUUUAGGUCAGCAUGACUGUGAACAUGAAUGUGUUAACAUGGAAGAGACAUUUGUGUGCAAAUGUCAUCCUGCAAUGCCCAACAAUAUGACAGCAAUAUGAGUGGACCACUGUGCUGAAAGCAACCAUGGCUGCGAGCAACUGUGCCUAAAUACUGAUGUCUCCUAUGUUUGUCAGUGCUCUGAAGGAUUUGUCAUUAAUGAGGACCUAAAAACCUGCACACGAGUUGACUAUUGUGCUCUGAGUGAUCAUGGCUGUGAACAUUUGUGCGUAAAUGGUGACAGAUCUUAUACCUGUCAGUGUUUUGAAGGAUACAGGCUUCGUAACGAUGGGAAAACAUGUAAACAUAAAGACAUUUGCAGUUCAGUUGACCAUGGCUGUGAACAUGUUUGUGUUAAUGCUGAUGAGUCAUACAUCUGCCAGUGUUAUGAGGGAUUUGCACUAAGGGAAGAUGGAAAAACAUGUAGAAAUAAGGACGUCUGCAAAUCAGUCAGUCAUGGCUGUGAACAUCUUUGUGUUAAUAAUGACGAUUCAUACACUUGCCAGUGCCAUGAUGGAUUUGUACUGAGGCAAGAUGGGAAAACAUGCCGAAAUAAAGAUGUCUGCAAAUCAGUUGCCCAUGGUUGUGAACAUAUUUGUGUUAAUAAUAACGAUUCAUACAUCUGCAAAUGCCAGGAGGGAUAUGUACUAAAAGAGGAUCAGAAAACAUGCAGAAGGUGCACCGAAGGCCCAGUUGACCUGGUGUUUGUGAUUGAUGGAUCAAAAAGUCUCGGAGAGGAUAAUUUUGAAAUUGUAAAACAAUUUGUCUCAGGAAUUUUGGACACACUUGAGAUUUCACCCAAAGCUGCUCGAGUUGGUUUGCUUCAGUAUUCCACUGAAGUUCGCACAGAGUUUACGCUAAAGCAGUUCAGCUCAGCCAAAGACAUGAAGAAAGCUGUAUCACAAAUGAAAUACAUGGGGCGAGGUUCCAUGACAGGACUGGCUCUGAAGCAAAUGUUUGAGAGAAGCUUCACAGAAACAGAAGGAGCAAGACCAUUAUCAGCAAAUGUCCCUCGAAUCUCCAUUGUGUUUACGGAUGGACGAGCCCAAGAUGAAGUCUCCGAGUGGGCUGCUAGGGCAAAGCGAAAUGGUAUAAUUAUCUAUGCCAUUGGAAUAGGAAAAGCAAUUGAGGAAGAACUGCUGGAAAUUGCUUCGGAGCCAUCAUAUAAACAUCUCUUCUAUGCUGAGGAUUUCACAGCUAUGGAGGACAUAAGUGAAGAGCUAAGAGCCCAAAUCUGUGAAGCCUUGAAAGAGUCAGCUCACCAGCAAGAUCCAGCAUCUGCGAGGUCUCAUAAGACUGGUCCACAGCCUUCAGGACCUGAAUCAACCACAAUAGCCAUCACAGAUGUCAUUGCCUGUCCCAAUCUUGCAAUACACCACAAGUAUCUUUUUGAAGACAGUCACACUCACUCAACAAGAACAACAGCAAAAGCUUCAAAAGAUAAAGACCAGUGCAAAUGUGAAAACCUUGUAACAUUCCAGAACUAUGCAACCAAUGAAGUAAGAAAACUCACCCAACGAUUGGAAGAAAUGACAAAGAGAAUGGAAGACUUGGAAAGCAGGCUAAAAUACUGAUCAAAAUAUACUGUAUAUUUAUACAUACAAACUUGUCAGACCUAUUUUCUUAAACUGGUUCAAAGUAAA
This is a messenger RNA of Charadrius vociferus (killdeer), 2826 nucleotides long. It is a transcript of the gene MATN2, whose product is annotated as matrilin 2. The record is from RefSeq and is a predicted model, not a curated record. The transcript has 18 exons. Gene Ontology annotation, molecular function: calcium ion binding. NCBI's taxonomy places the organism in Eukaryota, Metazoa, Chordata, Aves, Charadriiformes, Charadriidae.